AUGAUGCUUUUGCGAGCAACAAGGCUAUUGCGUGUGUCAAAACGCACCGUGGCCUCCGCUGGUGCACAGGGGGCUGUGAAGAGAGCCACCACAACUGCUGCAGCACCUGUGGCCGAGUCCACGACCUUGCGUGAGGCCCGAGCAGCGGCAGCAACAAAAGCCGCAGGGCAGCGUAAGCCCCUGCAUCACAGCCGCGGCGGCAGUGGUGAUAGCACCAGGCCUGUGACAUCCCUUCAGGCCUCCGCACAGCUGAAAGGCGUGCGAACGAUAUCAAAGGCGUCCAGUUUUGUGCCAGACCACCGCGAGAAGGUUCUGCAAAUAUUUCAGCGUUUGGCGGAGAUUAACAAUGCGCUUCAGGAAAGGUACAAGGCGCAGUCGUACCAGAUUGCUGUGGACAACCUAAAGAGGGAUGACUUCAUCUUUGUGCACCUGCCACCGAACAUUCUGCCGCCCGGCGUGGAUGACGCGAAGAGGACGGAGCAGCUGAACGCCGUGAGUGCGACACCGGUGGUGGGAGAGAAACUUAAAGCCAAAAUUGUGGAGAUUCUCUCAAUGGGUGACCUCGCCGAGCUCCACAGUUUGCAGGCAAAGCCCAUCAUUCGCGCCAUUCAGGAGCUCACGCAGGUGCAUGGCGUCGGUCCCCGUACCGCAGUGACAUUUUACAAGAAAUACGGCAUCAAAUCCGUGGCCGAGCUGCAACAACGCGUGAAGGAUCACGAGGCGGAGAAGGGUAUUGGAGAUGGGGAUAGGGAUGGUGGCAAUUGCGGUAAUAGUGGUGGUGCCAAGAAGGGUUCCAAAAAAACUUCAGCGGGGGAUGAAGAUCCUGUCCUGCACCUCACUGAGGCACAGCGGUUAGGGCUCAAGUACCAUCGUGACAUUAUGCAGCGCAUCCCGUACGAAGAAGUAAGACUGCACGAAGCAUUUUUAAAGCUGAGACUGCGGAAGUACCUGGGAAAGGGCUAUGAGCUCUCCAUCUGUGGAAGCUACCGACGGCGACAGCCAACAUCGGGUGACAUUGAUGUGCUCAUUACGCGCAAGAUGAACGGCAAAGGUCCCGCCAUUCGCCGAACGAAGAGCAAAAAAGGCGGUCAUCAUCAUAGUGAUGAGCAGGUUCUGGCACCACAGGAGGUUCUCGCGGCCUUCGUGGAGGCCCUCAAGCGGGAGCGAUACAUCGAGGCGACACUGGCGCAAGGGGCGACAAAGUUUAUGGGGGUAAGUCGGCUGAGGAGUUAUAACUACAAUGCGGGUGCGACAAGCCCAAAGUUGUACCCGGCACGGCGGCUCGAUAUUCGUUUUGUGGAGCCGGAGUGUUUCCCUGCGGCGCUGCUGUACUUUACUGGCAGCAAGCACUUUAACGUCGUCAUGCGGGCAGAAGCGAUCAAGCAGAACUUUGUUCUAAAUGAAUACGGCCUCUUCCACAAUGAUGCAGCGACCACCGUUGCUGCCGCCGCCGAGGACAAUGCAGUCGAUGGCAGCAGUAGUUGUAGUAGUGGUAGCAGCGGCGGCAACAGCAAGAAUAAGCCUAAUAAUAACAAUAGUAAUAACGGUGGUGGGGGCAACACGGCCCGAGGCCGGUGGAAUGCGGAGGCAUUUCAGAAGUUGGUCCGGGCACAGUACUACUCCGCUAAGUCUCCCGCAUUUAUGGGUGAUGACGAUGGCCACGGUGAAGAGGACGACGACGGCGAAGAUGGUGCUGACGGGGCUGGCGAGGAUACACGUAGCAAGAAGCACGGGAAGAAGGUUUCAGCAGCACGGCAGCGGCAACAGCAACAAGAACUUGCCGCUCUCUGGCGUGAGGUGGAGUCACGGCGAGUGAAGGUGAAACACGAGCGUGACAUCUUUGAUGCAUUAGGCAUGACGUACGUUCAGCCCGAGCAACGCGAGAUGUGA
This is a messenger RNA of Trypanosoma cruzi, 1890 nucleotides long. Its product is annotated as mitochondrial DNA polymerase beta-PAK, putative. The transcript has a single exon. The coding region runs from base 1 to 1890 and encodes 629 amino acids. Gene Ontology annotation, molecular function: DNA-directed DNA polymerase activity; DNA binding. Gene Ontology annotation, biological process: double-strand break repair via nonhomologous end joining. Lineage: Eukaryota; Euglenozoa; Kinetoplastea; Trypanosomatida; Trypanosomatidae. The record is from RefSeq and is a predicted model, not a curated record. Gene Ontology annotation, cellular component: nucleus.